Messenger RNA from Prunus avium (sweet cherry), 1061 nucleotides. RefSeq names its product protein AE7. Lineage: Eukaryota; Viridiplantae; Streptophyta; Magnoliopsida; Rosales; Rosaceae. The record is from RefSeq and is a predicted model, not a curated record.
GUAAAGGGAUCAAGGUGGGCGCCACUUCUCUCAACCCGCAGCCACCAACGGCCUUUCUCUCUCUUUAUUUCGCUCCGACCUCUCUCCCUCAGUUUCUUCCUCCCGGCCUCUCUCCUCGAUUCCCUCUUCUCUAUUUCUUCCCCGACGUUCACGCCUCGCCUUUUCUCUCUGUCUUCCAAUCUCUCUCCUCUUACAAAAUCUCAGUUUUUUGUUUCUGGCAAGGGUCCUCUAGUCACUCUCCUCUCCUGCUCUCUGAAGUGUUUCGAAGAAUCUACCUUUUCAGGGAAAAUGGUAUCUGGGUUAAUAAAUGCAAAUCCAGUCAUCUACGAAAAGAAAGAGCGUCGGGUUCGUAGUGUCCCAAGUGCUGCUGCAGAUGAAUACGCUGUUGAACCCAUUGACCAACAAGAAAUUUUUGAUCAUAUUAGAGAUAUAAAAGACCCGGAACACCCUUACUCUUUGGAAGAGCUCAAAGUAAUUACAGAAGAUGCAAUUGAAGUAGAUGAUAGUCGUGGCUCUGUCAGAGUCACAUUUACUCCUACUGUGGAACAUUGUAGUAUGGCAACAGUUAUUGGUCUUUGCUUACGUGUUAAACUCUUGAGGAGCCUGCCUUCUCGUUACAAGGUGGAUAUUAGGGUGGCCCCCGGAUCUCAUGCAACUGAAGCUGCUGUUAAUAAGCAACUGAACGAUAAAGAACGGGUGGCAGCGGCAUUGGAAAACCCAGGCCUUCUGGAUAUGGUUGAUGAAUGCCUUUCUCCUUCAUAUGAGUGAAUGAGUUGCGUCACUCGUGUAUAUGAUGGAGUUAGGUUUGUAAUCUCGAUGAGCAAUAUCUGGAAUGACCGGCUGGUCCAGUCAUCAGUAUACUAUCUUUCUCCCAUGUGAUUCAUACAUCUUGUGGCCGCUUGUGUUUUUAUAAUUUGAGUGGCCAGUUAAAUGGGAUUAUAUGGAUUAAAAGAAAUUUUGUCCAUUGUUUAGAUUUGAGCAUUGUUUUCCUGUCCAAUGAAGUUUGUGCUGUAUUACCACAUCAUAGCAUUAGUUUUUGUGAAUUUUACUUUCUUUGCUUU